AUGUUUACUUCUCUCCCUCCCCCUCCCUCCUCCCCUGCGACCCAUUCCCUCCACGAGCCCCUCUCACCUGCCACAGCCUGCGCACAUGCUCCCGACUGCCGUGAUGCCGCUGCAGAGGAAGCUGUAGCAACUGCCAGCGCUGCUGUUGCUGCUGCUACAGCUGCCGCCUCUGAUGACCUUGCUGCCACUAUGCCUGGCGCCCCACCCUCUGCCGCGGCCGUGCAUGAGUCCACUGGGGGCAGCCCAUCAUCCCGUGGCUGCGCCUGCUGGACGCCCUCCCGCUCUCCCUCAUGCGCCCCGACGCCCACGUCGUCGCCUUCCCCCUGCUCCUUAACGCCCCCCCUUUUGCCUCACCCGUUCAUGUCAGAGAAAACCGCUGCUGCCUCACAGGCAGCUGCUGCCACGGAAGGUGGUGAAUGGAUCUGUGGUGGGGCGGGGAUGCCGAUGUGUGUAAGGGCCUAA
Closterium sp. Yama58-4 is the source of this 462-nucleotide messenger RNA. The record is from the annotation of a GenBank genome assembly. NCBI's taxonomy places the organism in Eukaryota, Viridiplantae, Streptophyta, Zygnematophyceae, Desmidiales, Closteriaceae.